Molecule: messenger RNA, 1161 nt
Organism: Cooperia oncophora
Lineage: Eukaryota; Metazoa; Nematoda; Chromadorea; Rhabditida; Trichostrongylidae
Source: the annotation of a GenBank genome assembly
UUUUCAGGUGGAUGGGAAAAAUAUGCCGAGGAUUACUGCUUCAUUGCCAACUCUUACUAUGUGCCAUUUGAAGAGGAGAUUCCGGUUGAUAUUGAACAUCGCAAGGAUCACAUCAGCUAUUAUCGAUGGGUGCCAAUUAUGUUAGCUUUACAGGCGAUUAUGUUCUUCAUUCCCAACUGGAUUUGGAAUAUGUUGCACAAACAAACUGCAAUCAAUCCGAGAGAAUUCCUAAAGGAAGCCGAAAAGGUCAGGUUCGCUGUAGGAGAGAAAAGGGAUAAAGAAGUCGAAUCGUUGGCUAACUACUUCUUGGAGACUGUAGCUGUUUUUCAACCCGAUGUUAAAGGGAAGGUUUACUCUACACCUCGUUCCGGAUACAACGCGACGUUGCUGUAUCUUCUUACCAAAGCGGCCUAUGUUGCCAAUAUUUGCUUACAAAUUAUUAUACUUAAUCAUUUUCUCGGACAGAACUAUCUCCAGUGGGGUUAUGAGAUGGCCUCUAAUAUCGUUCACGGAAAUGAAUGGAAAGAAACUGAGGUUUUCCCUCGCGUUAUUAUGUGUGAUUUCCAGAUUCGUCGUCUUGCCAAUCUUCAACGUCAUACGGUACAAUGCGUCAUAAUGAUGAACAUGAUCAACGAGAAACUGUACCUGUUUUUAUAUUUCUGGAUGUUUUUCCUCGGGAUUGCUACGAUAGUGAACUUCAUCUACUUCGCUAUCGUUAUGAUGAUUCCACCACUUCGCUCCAAGCUGAUUCUUUUCAAUCUGGAUUCCGAUCGUAACCGUAGUGUGGCCCAAUGUGAGAUGAAGAGAUUUGUGAAGGAAUGCCUUCAUCCAGAUGGCGUUCUUUUAUUACAAUUCGUUCGAGAGCACGUCGGUGGUCGAGUUGCAUACGAUCUCGUCAAUAAAAUAUUUGAACAGUUUGCUGAAGAUAAUUCAUCAAACAAUUCGAUGAAGAAGCAGGCUCCAUCACCGGUAGAGAAGUACUCACGGCCUCCACAUUUUCUCGGCUUUCCACCACGACAGUCCUCUAAUCAGAACUACUUUCCUGCGCUCAGUUCUGCCCCCAUGCUUGAGGACUACAUGGAUCAUGGCACGAUGAGAAUCGGUGAAAAAGUGGAUCCUCAAGGCGAUCAUUCAUCACGACGUAGUCCGACUGAUGUCUGA